Messenger RNA from Candida dubliniensis CD36, 693 nucleotides. RefSeq names its product reverse transcriptase family protein. The transcript has a single exon. The record is from RefSeq and is a predicted model, not a curated record. Bases 1 to 693 code for a protein of 230 amino acids. NCBI's taxonomy places the organism in Eukaryota, Fungi, Ascomycota, Pichiomycetes, Serinales, Debaryomycetaceae.
AUGAACAAUGAACCAUUAAUGCUUCAAAAACCAACACACGCUUAUUACCAUGACAUCAAACUUAAAGAUGAGAAUGCUGUGGCCUACCGGAAGGCAUACAAGAUACCACUUCGUUAUUCGGAUGAAUUGCAACGACAACUUAAACAAUAUCUUGAUGCUGGUUUUAUUGAGCCAACAGUAAGUCCAUUUGGUGCUCCAAUUGUCAUGGUACCCAAAGCAAAUGGGGAGGUACGGUUAUGUAAUGACUUUCGUGGUUUAAACAAGCUAACUAUUGCUGAUCAUUUCCACCUCCCCAAUAUGGAAGAGUUGCUAAUGGAGGUGAAGAACUCCACGUACUACUCCAGCAUAGACCUUUGUCAAGGCUAUCAUCAAGUUCUCAUUAAUGAAGCAGAUAAGGAAAAAACUGCGUUCCAUACCCCCUUUGGUAGUUUCCAUUGGGUGGUUAUGCCGUUUGGGCUCAUCAAUGCCCCGGCAUCAUUCCAAAGAAUGAUGGAACAGGUUUUUAGGGAAUACAAUCAUGACUUUAUGUUAAUCUAUUUGGAUGAUUUAAUCAUUUAUUCAAAAAAUCUUAAGGAACACUUGGAACAUUUGAAGUUGGUAUUUGAUACACUUAGAAAAGCUAACCUUCGGGCCAAAUUGAAAAAAUGUAAAUUUAUGUGCAAAACUAUCACAUUUUUGGGUCAUCACAAAUAA